Messenger RNA from Neofelis nebulosa (Clouded leopard), 1521 nucleotides. RefSeq names its product GTPase IMAP family member 1-like. NCBI's taxonomy places the organism in Eukaryota, Metazoa, Chordata, Mammalia, Carnivora, Felidae. The transcript is spliced from 3 exons. Gene Ontology annotation, cellular component: endoplasmic reticulum. The coding region runs from base 194 to 1120 and encodes 308 amino acids. The record is from RefSeq and is a predicted model, not a curated record. Gene Ontology annotation, molecular function: GTP binding.
CUUCUCCAGCCGUGGAGUGCGCACACUUUUACUUGGGACUACGUACUUCGUCCUGCCCUGCUCCUCGCCUGGUCAGAAAGGUGUUUGCUAGAAGCACUGCCAGGGCUGAGCAUGCUGGAGAAGGCUGCAGACACUCCCUCUGAGGGCAUGUGCAGCCAAGGAGAGAGACAUUUCUGAGGACAAACAAGUGGGCAUGGGAGGACGCAAGAUGGCCAGAGAUGAAGAGAAUGCCUACGGUUCCCAGGACCCGGACGACCAGCAGCAGCCGCUCGCGCAGGAGCGCAGGCUCAGGCUCAUCCUGGCCGGCAGGACCGGAGUGGGCAAGAGUGCCACGGGCAACAGCAUCCUGGGCCACAGGCUCUUCCCGUCCAGGCUCGCGGCCACCCCGGUGACCAGAAGCUGCGCCCUGGGGAGCCGGAGCUGGGCCGGGUGGCGCGUGGAGGUCACCGACACCCCCGACCUCUUCACCGCCCAAGGCCGGCACGCGGACCCGGACUGCACCGAGCGGGCCAACUGCUACCUGCUCUCGGCGCCCGGGCCGCACGCGCUGCUGCUGGUCACGCAGCUGGGCCGCUUCACCGCCCAGGACGAGGAGGCGGCGCGCGGCGUCCGCGAGCUGUUCGGCGCCGGCGUCCUGGCGCGCGCCGUGCUCGUCUUCACGCGCCGGGAAGACCUGGAGGGGGGCUCGCUGCACGACUACGUGCGCGCCACCGACAACCGCGCGCUGCGGGCCCUGGUGGCCGAGUGCGGCGGCCGCGUGUGCGCCCUGGACAACCGGGCGGCGGGCGCCGAGCGCGAUGCGCAGGUGGGCGAGCUGCUGGCGCUGGUGGAGCGGCUGGCGCUGGAGCACGACGGCGCGCCCUUCACCGACGACGUGUACGGCCUGGCGUGGGCCCGGCGCCACGCGCGUCCCGAGGACACGCUCCGCCUGGUGGCUGCGGGGCUGGCGGCCCGCGGCCUGGGGCGGGGUUGCGGGCGGGGGUGGGGGUGGGGGCGGCGCUGGCUGGAGGCCGCGAAACGGAGGUGGCGGCUGGUGCUUCUGCUGCUGGGGGGCGUGCUGCUGCUGGGCCUGGUGUUCCCGCGUGGGCCCCUGUCUUUGCCUGAGGGCCGUCCUGAGUGACCCUGUUAGAAGGACUUUGACCCAUCAACUGAAGAACACGUUCCCCUGCUGGUAUUGUGCGUCUCUAGGGCCCACAGGCUCUUCCUUCCUCCCUCCUAUUCAGAGCCCUGCCUUGGGCCAACUCCUACAAUACCUUCCCAGAGGUUGAGCGCUUCCCUGAGCUCUCUCUCCCUUGAGUGAAGCCGAACAACCAGCGUUUCUUUGGUCUGUUUUCCACCGAUCAGACUGCCUCUCCUGUCGUUGAACUGUCUCCGCUCCUGUCUUUGCCUUCCUGUCCUGGACUCCCCUCAGAUUAGGGUGAAAGCCAACAAUGAUCAGAGCCUCAGGCCAUACUCGUUUAUUUGAGUUAUCUGAAUUGAAUAAAUAAACGCACUAAAUCACAUUGUGUUUUCUUUAAAUAU